AUCUUUUGAAUGAUCCGGAUUUCUGUAAUUCAACCGCAUGCUAGGACGUCACAUGCAGAAUACGGUACUCUUUUGGCAACCUGUCGAGUUCCAGCUUUCUUUAAUUAUGCCCCGCCCCCAAACUGAGCCACUUGGUUAGUCGUGGGAUCCGGAUCUUGGGAAUACAUAUGGGCAGCGGAAUUGUUGCGCCGGAAAUCUCUCAUCGCCAUGAUGUUCAAGGCCACACGACGACCGGGGAGGGUGCUCGUAUCUAUCGCGUUCAGACCCAACGCUCUUUGGGUAUCGGCUGGGUCCGUGAGAUGGUACAGUGUGAGCGCGCAGGCCCCGAAGUCCAAAGUAUGGCCAUCCGCGGAUGAAGCAGUUAAGGACGUGAAGUCAGGUGUUACUUUGUUGUGUGGAGGCUUCGGACUGGCUGGCGUACCAGACACCCUUCUCGGGGCUCUCGUGAAGAGAACAGAUAUCAACGGACUGACUGCCGUGUCAAACAACGCAGGCGCAGGAGAUUCCGGGCUAGGUAAACUUCUUAGUAGCAAGCAAAUCGACAAAAUCAUUGCGUCGUACCCAGGAGGCAAUAAAACUUUCGAAGCAUUGUAUCUCAAUGGGCAAAUAUCACUUGAACUCUGUCCUCAGGGCACUCUUGUCGAGAGGUUGCGGGCUCAUGCAGCUGGUAUACCUGCCUUUUAUACCCCUACAGGUGCAUCAACCGCAGUAGAGGAAGGAGCUAUCCCUGUACGUUACAACGAGGGUGGCUUCGCGAAUGGAGUAAAGAUACCAGGAGUCACGAAAGAAAGUCGCGCGUUCAAUGGGCGUAAGUAUGUGAUGGAGACAGCAAUCCCUGGUGAUGUCGCUUUCAUCCGCGCGUGGAAGGUCGAUGAAGUCGGCAACUGUGUUUUUCGGUACACGCAGAACAACUUCGGUACCGCGAUGGCGAAAAAUGCCAAGUUGACUAUUGUUGAGGCCGACCAAAUCGUCCCGGUUGGUUCGCUCUCGCCAAAUGCCAUACAUGUGCCAGGUAUAUAUGUAGACCGAAUCGUUCGCGCCACGGAACCAAAGCGGAUUGAAAUCGUGUCCUUGGCGAAAGGCGAUUCCAAGGGAACACCAGGGGGAAGUAUGGCUGCAUUGGAUCACAGACACCGCAUCGCACGACGGGCUGCCAGGGAAAUCAGAGAUGGGUACUACGUUAACCUCGGUAUUGGCAUGCCGACUCUUGUUCCAGAGCAUCUGCCACCUGGUGUAAAGGUUUGGUUGCAGAGCGAGAACGGUAUCCUGGGUAUGGGACCUUAUCCAACUGAGGAACAACUGGAUCCAGACAUCAUCAACGCUGGGAAGGAGACCGUGACGCUAUUGCCAGGAGCAUCGAUAUUUGAUUCAAGUGAGUCCUUCGCAAUGAUUCGAGGAGGUCAUAUAGACGUCGCCAUUCUUGGAGCAAUGCAAGUCUCUCAAGCUGGCGAUAUCGCCAAUUUUAUGAUCCCAGGAAAAUUGGUCAAAGGGAUUGGCGGAGCAAUGGACCUUGUCUCCAACCCUGACGAAACCAAAGUUAUUGCGGUGAUGGAGCAUUGCGCGAAGGAUGGCAGCCCAAAAAUUCUUAAGCAAUGCAGUCUUCCACUCACUGGAGCUCGAGCUGUCAGCCAGAUUAUCACAGACCUGGCAGUUUUCAACGUCGAUAGGGAGAAUGGCGAACUCGAAUUAACGGAACUCCAGGAGGGGGUGACUCUUGAGGAGGUGAAGGCGAAGACAGGUUGCGAGUUCAGGUUAUCCCUAGGCUUUUGCAAGGGCGAUGAAUUGGCGCUAUGACUACGAUGGCUUGUGAUGGCGUUCGCCUCGUU
This is a messenger RNA of Pisolithus orientalis, 1826 nucleotides long. RefSeq lists its product as uncharacterized. Bases 208 to 1794 code for a protein of 528 amino acids. Gene Ontology annotation, biological process: ketone body catabolic process. The transcript has 11 exons. The record is from RefSeq and is a predicted model, not a curated record. Lineage: Eukaryota; Fungi; Basidiomycota; Agaricomycetes; Boletales; Pisolithaceae. Gene Ontology annotation, molecular function: succinyl-CoA:3-oxo-acid CoA-transferase activity.